AUGGCGGCGCCCAUCUGCAGGUACAGCUGGUUCGCUUCCGCUUCUCGAAAAGUGGGAAGUUAUCUGUUUAAUUCAGUGUUUCUCGCCCAGGCGGCGAGCAGCGGGAACAAAAUGGACUCCGAGCGGCCGACCAGGCUGGAGUUUGCGGUGCAGAUGACAUGUGAGAGCUGCGCAGUGAAAGUCAGAGCUGCUCUGGAAGGUAAACCAGGAGUGACGUCUGUCAGUGUGGAUGUGGGUAAGGAGCAGGUGUUGGUGGAGUCGGCUCUGACCAGUGCAGAGGUUCAGGCUCUGAUAGAGAGCACCGGACGACGGGCCGUGCUGAAAGGCAUCGGAGGAUCAGAGCAAGACCUGGGUUCAGCUGUGGCCAUGCUGGCCGGUGGGGGAAAGAUCCAGGGGGUGGUGCGCUUCCUGCAGCUGUCCGAGGAGCGUUGCUUGAUUGACGGGACCAUUGAUGGGUUGGAGCCCGGACCCCACGGCCUCCACGUCCACACCCUGGGGGACCUCACGCUGGACUGCCUCAGCUGUGGAGAGCACUACAACCCCUUUGGGAGACAGCACGGCAGUCCAGGGGACUCUGAAAGGCAUGCUGGUGAUUUGGGAAAUAUUGUUGCUGGACCAGAUGGCAGAGCCUCAUUUAGACAAGAGGACAGUCAAAUAAAGGUGUGGGAUGUGAUUGGCCGAUCGUUGGUGGUGGAUGCAGGAGAGGACGACCUGGGCCGAGGAGAUCACCCUCUCUCCAAACAGACUGGGAACUCUGGGGAAAGACUGGCCUGUGGGAUCAUCGCCCGAUCGGCAGGUCUUUUCCAGAACCCCAAACAGAUUUGUGCCUGUGACGGCGUCACGCUGUGGGAGGAGAGAGACCGGCCGAUAGCGGGGAAAGGUCGGAGCAAGGCCGGCACAGAAACACCGUCGGCAAACCUCUGAAACCUCGGAUACAAACAACAACCCCAUCUUUAACCCCGUGUCGGGCACAUUGAGGAGAAAUGCAGUGGACAUUUGUCUACAGGGUCAGAGCACUGAAGAAAAUAUAUGUUUCCACACAGCUGGACAGGCGACCAAAGAAGAAUGGCCUUAUUUUUUCUUGAAAUCAAAUCUUCUUACAGUCACAGUUUACUGUCCUCUGAGGAUUUAAAAAGCACUGUAGCAGAUUAAAAACAGGGGCUUUGUGAAAGUCACCUUUGAUUAGCUAGAUGUCUGUUGAUAUUGUUAUAUAUUUGUAUAAACAGCGCCUCUGACACAUCAGGCUCAACUCUGUCUAAAUGAAUAUACGUCAUGGCUGGGAGAAAUGAAUUAAAGUGUCUAAUUCAAUUAUACAAGCCUCCUAAAAACAGUAGUAGUAAUGAUUUGUUAAAAACAUGUUCACGCAUUUUGAGUCAAGCAGGGAAAUCAACACAGAAAUAGGAUUACACAAUAAUGUGUUGCUUAUAAUAAGGAUAUUUACUGUCACAAAGCUUUCCAGCUGCAAUAGCCCGACUGCACAAAAUCACCAAGUGUUUUGAUUGAGAAUGCGCAAAGAUAUUAAGUAAAAACUGGCCAAAACAGUCCAAAUAGAUCAACAAUUCCAGGAUCGGGGAUUCACAUGUGCAGCCAUGGAUCGACCAAAGUGAUUCUUUUGUAAAAUUCCAUAGAACAAAGAGGCUCAAUGUGCGAAAGCUUAACAAAUAUUGUUUGGGGCUAACUUGGGAUGUGGACAGAUUCUGCAACUCCUCCAUUCUUUCUUUUUUUUUUUUCAUUUUAAAUCCAUAAAUUUGGUUCCCUGAAGGAUUGCAUGCUCAGCUGUUUCUUCACUAUGGUGUUUUAAUUGCACAGCUUCAUCCGUCCCGCUUCAAAUCCUCUGCCGUCACAAAUUGCACAUGUGGAUUGAAGUAUAAUCUAAUGAUGUACUAAACUUCUACCUCGUCACACUCAUUGAUUCCUCUUAACAUGCGUCUCUCCUCCUGACGACGCCAUCAAUACUGUGACAUUGUGUGCAGCACCCUAUCGGCCAUAUGAGUGUGUGUGUGUGAGGCAAGUUUUGCAUUGAUUGUCCAAAUUGAGCAUCUGUCUUGUGCCCGGUGAUGCCUGAAUAAGCUUAUUGAAUUUUCCCCCAAAUGUUCAGUCGGUCUCCUUUUUUUUUUUCCAUUUGUGUCUGAGGGCUGUGAACGCCACUUGAAUGUAGGGCUGCAACCAGUGUUCGUUUUAUAUAACAGAUUCAAUGUGUGGAUUCAAUCAAUACGUCUGUCUAUACAAUGAGAACCUAUUGUAAUGUCUUUAAAUAGCCAUUUUUAUUUGUGUCCGACAAUGAAUCAAAAAAAAAAAAAAACUAUUUAUGUAAAUCAGUGAGAAGCUAGAACCAGAAAAAAAUUAAACUGAAAGCUUUUGCUUGAUAA
Messenger RNA from Anoplopoma fimbria (sablefish), 2369 nucleotides. Its product is annotated as copper chaperone for superoxide dismutase-like. Gene Ontology annotation, molecular function: copper ion binding. Gene Ontology annotation, biological process: removal of superoxide radicals. The transcript has 8 exons. The coding region runs from base 1 to 924 and encodes 307 amino acids. Lineage: Eukaryota; Metazoa; Chordata; Actinopteri; Perciformes; Anoplopomatidae. The record is from RefSeq and is a predicted model, not a curated record.